This is a messenger RNA of Sander lucioperca (pikeperch), 2347 nucleotides long. Its product is annotated as cGMP-dependent protein kinase 1-like. Gene Ontology annotation, molecular function: cGMP-dependent protein kinase activity; ATP binding. The record is from RefSeq and is a predicted model, not a curated record. Bases 29 to 2146 code for a protein of 705 amino acids. The transcript has 20 exons. Lineage: Eukaryota; Metazoa; Chordata; Actinopteri; Perciformes; Percidae. Gene Ontology annotation, biological process: protein phosphorylation.
UCUCUCUCUCCCCGCAGUAAACCUGUGGAUGUACGUGUACAUGGCGGUGUCUAAGAGCGGCGGCGGCGGCACGCUGCGGGACCUGCAGCUGGCUCUGCAGCUGAAGAUCGAGGAGCUGCGGCAGAGAGACUCUCUGAUCGACGAGCUGGAGCUGGAGCUCGACACCAAGGACGAUCUGAUCCGACAGCUGCAGGUCGAGCUGGACCGACAGCGAAGCGCCUCGCGGCACGCCGCCAACGCAGCCGAGACGCCAAGCACAGGAGCAGCAGUUCAGACUCCAGCAGCGCCUGAUGAGCCUCAGCGCAUGAAGAGACAGGCCAUCUCUGCAGAGCCCACCGCCAUGGACCCCUCCCAGCUCACUGACGUCACACUCAAAAGCUACGGCAAGAACAAGGAGUCCAGUGAGCUGAUCCAGAGGGCUCUAAUGGACAAUGACUUCAUGAAACAUCUGGAACACGGGCAGAUCCUGACCAUCAUGGACUGCAUGCAUCCCACCAGCCUGACCAAAGGCUGCUGCGUCAUCCAGGAGGGAGACGACGGCUCAACCGUCUACGUCCUGGAGGAGGGAAUGGUCGAGGUGACUAAACAAGGAAAGAAGCUGUGCACCAUCGGUCCGGCAAAAGUGUUUGGAGAGCUGGCCAUCCUGUACAACUGCACUCGCACAGCAACUGUCACAGCGCUGACUGACAUCAAGCUGUGGGCGAUCGACCGACAGGGUUUCCAGACCAUCAUGAUGAGAACCGGUCUCAUCAAACAUUCCCAGUACAUGGACUUCCUCCGCAGCGUUCCCUCGUUUCAGUCGCUACCCGAGGACAUCCUCAGCAAACUGGCUGACGUGUUGGAGGAGACUCAUUACAGCGACUGUGAUUACAUUAUCCGUCAGGGAGCCACCGGAGACACAUUCUUCAUCAUCAGCGAAGGACAGGUGAAAGUCUCUCAGCAGGACUCACCUGGAGACGAGCAGGUGGUCGUGAAGACGCUCGCUAAAGGAGAUUGGUUUGGAGAGCAGGCUCUGAAAGGUGAGGAUGUUCGUACCGCCAGCGUCACGGCUGUGGGAGACGUUACCUGUCUGGUCAUUGACCGAGAGCUGUUCAAGCAGCUGAUUGGAGGACUGGACGACGUCAACAACAAGCAGUACGACAGUGACGAGGUCAAGGCAAAUGUGCAGGCAGAGGCGGAUUUCUUCUCCCGAGUGUCUCUCAGUGAUUUCAACAUCAUCUGCACUCUGGGCAUAGGAGGCUUCAGCCGCGUGGAGCUGGUGCAACUAAAGAAUGAUCCCAACCGAUCGUUUGCCCUGAAAGUUUUGAAGAAACGUCACAUCAUGGACACCAGCCAGCAGGGCCACAUCCUGUCUGAGCGCCGCAUCAUGAUGGAGGCUCACAGUCCUUUCAUCAUCAGGCUUUAUCGGACUUUCAGGGACUCCAAAUAUCUGUACAUGCUGCUGGAGGCGUGCCUCGGAGGAGAACUGUGGACGCUGCUGCGAGACAGGGGAUCGUUUGAUGACGGCAUCACUCGCUUCUACACCGGCUGUGUGGUCGAGGCUCUGGCUUUCCUGCACUCCAAAGGGAUCAUCUACAGAGACCUCAAACCUGAGAACAUCAUCCUGGACCACCGAGGAUACGCCAAGCUGGUGGACUUUGGCUUUGCUAAGAAAGUGGGUCUGGGUAAGAAGACGUGGACAUUUUGUGGGACUCCCGAGUACGUCGCCCCGGAGAUCAUCCUGAACAAAGGCCACGACAGCUCCGCUGACUGCUGGUCUCUGGGAAUACUGGUCUUUGAGCUGCUCAGUGGCAGUCCUCCCUUUUCCGGCUGUGAUCCCAUGAAGACGUACAACGUCAUCCUGAGAGGCAUCGACAUGAUAGAGUUUCCCAAGAAGAUCACCAAGAGUGCCGCUAACCUUAUCAAACGGCUCUGCAGGGACAAUCCUUCAGAGAGGCUGGGAAAUCAGAAAAAUGGAGUGAAGGACAUCCAGAAACACAAGUGGUUCGAAGGCUUCAACUGGGACGGCCUCCGCCAGGGAACCGUGGCCUCUCCGUUCACGCCCACGGUGGCCGGGCCAUUGGACAACAGCAACUUUGACUAUUUCCCAGAGGACGCAGAAGAGCCUCCUUCUGAUGAAGAGUCUGGUUGGGACCUGGAGUUUUAGCAGGACGUAAUGAUCGUCUGAACAAUGCCUUCUCACUCCCAACUCGUCAAAUACUGACUCUUGGCCAGUGGCUCGACGCAAAAAUCCCCCUUUAGUGUCUGUAUGGAACACACCGGGCAGCGAAUUUACAAAUCCUACUAUGGCCACUCCAAGACCCGCCCUUCACACACUACAUUUGGCCAGGCGUCCAUGCUUACGCAA